This is a messenger RNA of Laccaria bicolor S238N-H82, 1539 nucleotides long. RefSeq lists its product as uncharacterized. Gene Ontology annotation, molecular function: monooxygenase activity; heme binding; oxidoreductase activity, acting on paired donors, with incorporation or reduction of molecular oxygen. The transcript has 14 exons. Lineage: Eukaryota; Fungi; Basidiomycota; Agaricomycetes; Agaricales; Hydnangiaceae. The record is from RefSeq and is a predicted model, not a curated record. The coding region runs from base 1 to 1539 and encodes 512 amino acids.
AUGAUCCAGAUUGACCUUUUAGCAAGCUCAACAGCUUUCAUCCUCGCUCUUUACUUCUACCUCAAACGUUCCGAUGAACGUUCUCUUUCGAAGCUUCCACUACCCCCUGGACCCAAGGGCGCGCCGCUCAUUGGCAAUCUGAAAGACAUGCCAACAACCUUUGAAUGGCAGACGUACCACAAGUGGUCCAAAGAAUUCAAUACCGAUAUCUUGCGACUCUCCGUUGCCGGUACAACCCUCAUUGUCCUCGACACUUCUGAAGCGGCAACGGAACUUUUGGAAAAGAAGUCAUCAAUUUACUCCGGACGGGCACGAAUGCCUAUGAUUAACGAAUUGAUGGGCUGGAACUUCAACUUUGGCUUCAUGCAAUAUGGUGACCGGUGGCGCAAACAUCGAAGGAUUAUGCACCAGACCUUCCACCCCUCGGCUGCCCGCCAAUUUCGUCCGCAUUCCCUGAAGGCUUCGCGUAACCUUAUUCGUCGAUUCUUGGACAACCCAGAUGAUAUCAUCGGAAAUUUGAGGCAUAUGGCGGGUGAAACAAUCAUGUCGGUCGCUUACGGAUUGGAUGUUCAGCCCCAAAACGAUCCAUACAUUGCGACUGCCGAGCAAGGAGUUCAUCCCCUCGUCGUAGCUGCCGUCCCAGGCGCUUUUCUCGUGGACACCCUGCCGUUCUUAAAAUUUGUCCCAGAAUGGAUGCCAGGGGCCGGAUUUCAGACGAAAGCCCGGGAAUGGAAGAAGCUUGCAUGCAGAAUGGUUGAAGUGCCAUAUAAAGCAGCAAAACAGAGAAUUGCAACUGGCACGGCUCCGCCGUCCUUCACCUCCUUUAGCCUCCAAAAAAUGGAGUCUGAGGAUAUUAUUCAAGGGACCGCUGGUACCCUUUAUGCUGCUGGAUCGGAUACCACUGUUUCUGCGAUUGCCUCUUGCAUAUUGGGUCUGCUCGAUAAACCCGACGUAUUGAAGCGAGCUCAGGCCGAGAUCGACGCCGUCGUCAAACCGGGUCAUUUGCCCGACUUCGAUGACGAAGAGUCACUUCCCUUUAUUACAGCCAUCGUGAAAGAAACCCUCAGAUGGAGGGAUGUUGUUCCGAUAGCCAUUCCCCGGCUCCUCGACUACGACGAUGAAUAUAAAGGUUAUCACAUUCCUGCGGGUUCUAUUAUCAUUCCUAACGCUUGGGCUAUGCUUCAUAACGAAGAAGUCUACCCUGAUCCUUUCACGUUCAAUCCAGAUAGGUUUAUGAAGGAUGGGAAGAUUGACAAAUCUGUUAGGGAUCCAGCUCACGCUUGCUUCGGGUUUGGACGCCGUAUCUGUCCUGGAAGAUACAUGGCUUUCUCCGCCGUCUGGAUUGCCAUUGCCUCGUUAAUUUACGUGUUCGACUUCGAGAAGGCAGUCGAUGAAGACGGAAACAUCAUAGAGCCAUCCCACGAAUACAUCUCUGCACUGGUAGUCAUGCCGAAGCCGUACAAGUGCUCUAUAAAACCCCGAUCAAAAGCGGCUGAAACUCUCAUUCUUUCUGCCGACAGUCAAGAUAUCGAAUUAUAA